UCUGAAGGUAUAAAGUGUGUGGAAACUGAGAACUGUUUGGGAGAACUCCUGCUCCUGGAUGGAAAAAAGCAGGGGAUGACACGGGCAACACAGAGCAGCUGGAGAGGCACGCAUGAAAGGAAAAGUAUGUCUGCUCCAAGGACAGGCUGUGUCACUGGAACCUGAAGGAGAAAAAGAAGCAUCAUUACAGCAGUCCAAGUAGGAUGGGGAACAGCUGAGAAGAGAAAUUUUGGACACACAGGAAAGAGGGAAACGAUCUGGUUACAUAAAAGGAGAGCUGCAGCCCUUGCACCACCCAUGGUGGGCCCAGAACUAGGGUUUCUGAAAGCUUCUGCCCACAGCAUUAAUGGCAAGGGGGGACUAACAUGGUUUCAACAGUCUGCUUGAAAAGCUAAUAUGGAUAAACAUUCUUGUGGGGCCCAAGAGAAAGUUUAAAUCAAUGCAGCUGUUCCAGGCCUGCUGAGCAUCCCAUUUGGACCAGACCUCAGGGAGACUACAGAAAUACUGGAGCACUUGAUAAAGGCCUUAAAAAGAAAGGAAUCUCAGGAACUAUCAGUUCCCAGCAGUUUUGGCCUAGAAGAGCUGCAAGUGCUGCCCUGUGGAGAACUCACUGACUGUGGUCAGCUGGUGCUUAGUCGGUGACUUGUGGUAGCACCAGGUGAAUCUCAGCACUGACGGGUCAGUAGGUGGCAACAAGGAGCACGUGUGGAAGCCACAAUGAGAUGCCUCACCCAUCCGCUGCUCAGGAAGUUGUUGAGCCUCCCACUUCAGUGUGUGCCAGGGCAAGGGACUCUGAGUAAAGGUGCUGUUGUCAGUCCAAAGCAGUUGUUUCUGAGGCACAGUUGCAGUGCAGGACGUGGGUUCGUGACUGCCACUGAUAUGGUCAAUUAUUGGCAGAAGGUGUUCGAGACAAAUGGAAUCCCUGAAGCACGAGAAUCCAGUCAAUACAUUGUGUCAUUUGUCCUGGGAGCAAAAACAUUUCAGAGCUUGGAUUCCAAAAGCCUCCACACUCCACUUACAGCACUGCAGCAGGAGCAAAUCCAGCAGCUGAGCCACAGGCGGCUACAAAGGAUGCCAGUGCAGUACGUGCUCGGAGAGUGGGACUUCUGGGACUUGACUCUGAAGAUGAGACCCCCAGUAUUUAUUCCACGGCCUGAAACAGAGGAUCUUGUCUCUUUAGUUGUGGAGGAAGAAUUUCAGAAAUGUGAGAAUUCAGCCCUCUGUUUCCCAGUUGCUGCUCCUCAUCCUGUCAUUCUGGAAAUUGGCUGUGGCUCUGGAGCAAUUGCUCUGAGUCUGCUCUGUAAACUGCCACAGAGCAGAGUCAUAGCCAUGGAUAAAGAGGAGGCUGCCGUGGAUCUCACCAGGGAGAAUGCACAUAGGCUGCAACUCCAAGAAAGGAUUCACAUCAUCCACCAAGACGUUUCACACUGUUCUGCCAAACAGCUGCUGCUCUGGGGCCCCAUAGAUGUCAUAGUCAGUAACCCCCCAUAUAUUUUCCAUGAAGACAUGGCUUCCUUGGAUGCAGAAAUCCUCCGCUAUGAGGACCUUGAUGCCUUGGAUGGGGGAGAUGAUGGCAUGAGAGUCAUCAAAACAAUUCUGGCUUUGGCUCCUUCUCUUCUGAAAGUUUCUGGAAGUGUGUUUCUGGAAGUGGAUCCCAGGCAUCCAGAUAUGGUGGAGCACUGGCUACAGGUACACCCAGACUUGCUGCUCACCCUCCGUGCUAUUCACAAGGACUUUUGUGGCAAGCCUAGGUUUCUGCACAUCCAGAAACAAAGCAGCUGACAACUGUGUCAGACAUAGCUCUCCUUGCAGGAUGCUUUUUGCUCUUGAGCUCAGCUGAACAGCUUGUUGAGAACUCCUUCUGCCUUGUGAAAGGAAUCUCCAUUCCCCUGAGUGUUGGACUCUCCAUGCAGUGACAGACCCCUCAUUUCCUGACUCAGACCUCAUCCAGAGAUGCAGAAGUUCAGCUGAGCAGGUGGAAGUGUUUCACCUUCCUCAUGGAACUGUAUGAAACAUUUUAGUCUGCUGUGCCAAAGUGACUCAAUCAUCUCAGGACCCAAGACAGAAGAGUUCACAGCUCCAGAUUAAAAAUACAACUUCUUAAUGUGCCAUAUAACUCAUUUGGCCCAGAAAGAAUUUAACUGUGUUUUUUUAAGUUGGCCUUGAGAUACAUUUAUAUAGAAUGUGACCAGAUGGGAUGAUAAGCCCAAACCCUGGUUUAUACUGGCACAUGGAUUUGCAGGUAUAACAGGACAUAACUGCUGUGCACAUUUCAAAUGCAGUUGUGUUCCAGGAUCCUGAUGCUCUAACAGCAGAUCACCCUUUGUUUCCCACUCCUGCUGAGUGAUUGUCUCUGAAGGAUCAGUGCACAUAUUACAGCACCUGAAUUUACAGCCCUUGACACUUGGUGGAUGCUGCCAGAAACAGUCAAAGCAUUAUAAUAAAGACAGUGCUUGAGAUCAGGGUCCUUAAAAGAAUUACACUGCAACUAUUCAGAGAUGCUGGCAGGCCUGAAUGAACAUCUGGCACCCAUACAUUGCUCUGAUAGUAAUAGAAAUGCCUAAAUUCCACGUGAGGCAUUUAAUUGCAACACUUUACAGAAAAGGCCAGAGUCGCUACUCUGGUUUUUCAGAUGGAGAAGUAAAAAACAGGAGGUGAAAUGACCUGCAGAAAAUUUGACAAGCUGAGUUUGGAGUAGGACCCAGUCUCUUGACAGGCAUGGGAAUAGCUGAGAUCUGACUCUUUGGGAAGGGUGACUCAGUGACAGCACUGAGAGAAGUGCCUGAAGUGGACAGUCAGCAUCAUGUCAGUGUAAAUGAUGACAGGAUUAAAUUCAAGCUUCUGCUUGCUGCUGCUGCUGUUUCCAGUGGUGCAGGUUCCCUUCUGGACCAUGGCUAGCCAUGGAAGGAAGGAAAGCAAGCCAAGGAAAGGGUCUGCUCUUGGCCUUCACCCAUUGUACAUCUCACACUACAUUUAUCCACCCCAGUAGUUUACCAUGUCCUGUACACUCUUUACUUGAAUUUGUGAGUCUUCUCAGGCCUGCAGUACCUGCCCUGCUUAAACACAGUAGAGAAAAUCUAAGGAAGGAGAGAACAAAAAACCAGUUAAAACAGUUAAAGUGCACUUGAGUAUAGGUUUGGAAAUAGCAUUUCAGUACAGCUGAUUUCUGGCCUCCUAAAGCCAUGAGUACAAAGUACAGUCAAAGGGAUGGUAUUUUGUGAGAUUGUGGAUUUUUUUUAUUAGUAAUU
Molecule: messenger RNA, 3248 nt
Organism: Ficedula albicollis (Collared flycatcher)
Lineage: Eukaryota; Metazoa; Chordata; Aves; Passeriformes; Muscicapidae
Gene: HEMK1
Product: HemK methyltransferase family member 1
Exons: 16
Coding region: 718-1782 (354 amino acids)
Biological process (GO): protein methylation
Cellular component (GO): mitochondrion
Molecular function (GO): nucleic acid binding; protein methyltransferase activity
Source: RefSeq, a predicted model, not a curated record